This is a messenger RNA of Caenorhabditis remanei, 657 nucleotides long. RefSeq lists its product as uncharacterized. Gene Ontology annotation, molecular function: 5'-3' DNA helicase activity. NCBI's taxonomy places the organism in Eukaryota, Metazoa, Nematoda, Chromadorea, Rhabditida, Rhabditidae. Bases 1 to 657 code for a protein of 218 amino acids. The record is from RefSeq and is a predicted model, not a curated record. The transcript is spliced from 2 exons.
AUGGGAGGGAUGGUGGAGCGGGUUGCGCAACAUGAUGUUGCUGGUGAUGAGCAGGUUCCUGUGGUGGUGGAGCACGAUCCGAACAGUUUUGCUCGUCGGAUGCAUCAAGGCAAUCAGGACGGCCACCCAAUUCAAGUCAUCAACACCGCCAAAUGCGCCGCUCAACAAACAUCUGGCACCUCCAUCUUCAACCCAUCCGAAGCGAACAUUGCUCUCACAAUAACCUCACGAGUGCUGACAAAGAAGGAAAAGCCGUCAAUCGGGAUCCUCACCUACUACAAAGCCCAGGCCGGACAUGUAGCGAGAGGACUUAGCGACACCCCAAUCUUCAUCGGAACGAUCGACGAGUCGCAGGGACAGGAGUUCGACCUCGUCAUCAUCCUCACGUCUCGCUCCAAGUCUUUCGGCUCGCACGUCACAACAAGCGAGAGGAAUGAGACCCCGAUCGGAGUCGUCUGGCCUGACCCCGACUACAUCGAGAGUCCGGAACGACUCAACGUCGCCAUCACCCGAACCAGGUCGCUUUGCCUCGUCUUGGUCAACACCCACGCCGCUGGACGAUCGGAACUCUGGUCCAAUUUCUUCUGCAAGAUCCCGCCCGGAGCCUUCCACAACGAUCCGAGCCACAUCAUGCGACAUCUGCAGAAACUCCGCUAG